CUACUGUGUUGCCUCUGCCAGGCCCGAACGGCCAUCGUCCCAUCACUGGAGCCGUACACGCGCCAGCCCAAUCGAACCGUCGGCCCUCGAAACGUCGACCCCCACGAGCUCACCACCAUACGCGCUGCCCAGGGCUGUUAACCAAUGGUCUGAAGCCGUCCGCCUCUUACACUUUCUGGCGAGAUUCCGACUAGCCCAAGCCUCUAGUUUGAAGAAGGGCACGGGGAAGAGGUGUGGGUCUGGGCUCGUGGUCUUCCUCGUCUCAGAUGCGAGCUCAAUGGCGGGGAUGGGGAUCUACGUACGUUGUGGGGGCUUUGGGGAACAGCUGGGUUUGAUCUCUCUCUCCCACUUACACUCACGACUGAUGAGGAAGCUAUUGACGAUCUAAUGGAACUUGUACAACAAAUUGUUGCUUUUCACAUGAAACAUAAUGCUGAACCUGAAGCUGUUGACCUCUUACUAGAGGUUGAAGACCUUGAUCUGAUAAUCGAACAUGUUGACAAGACAAAUUUUAAAAGAACUUGUCUUUACCUCACCAGUUUAGCACGAUACGUACCUGGCCCAGAUGACAUGUUGGUUUUGGAUAUUGCAUACACUAUAUACCAAAAGUAUCAAGAAUAUACAAACGCACUUCAAGUUGCUCUUUUCCUUGAUAAUUUGCAGUAUGUAAGGCAGCUAUUUGAGACUUGUCCUGAUCUUCAGCGAAAAAAGCAAUUCUGUUACAUCCUUGCUCGGCAGGGUGUCCCUUUUGUGCUUGAUGAGGAGAUGGUUCCAGAGGAUGAGGAACGAGAGGCACUGCAGGAUAUCAUCAACAAUGCUAAGUUAAAUGAAGGUUAUCUAAAUCUUGCUCGAGAUAUAGAGGUCAUGGAAGCGAAAACCGCUGAGGAUAUUUACAAGGGUCUCUGCAUCAUAUCGACAAAGACCUUCUCGGGUGGUGGUUGUGUGAGCGGCAAGUCAAAUCUGGAGGUCUUAAUGGGCGCCUAGAGACAGUUCCAGAUGUCUGCUAUUCAUGGUGGGUCCUUUCUAGCCUGAUUAUGAUUGACAGAGUACAUUGGAUUAACAAGGAAAAACUUGUGAAGUUCAUCUUAGACUGCCAGAAAAUGGAGGAAUUUCAGAUAAACCAGAUGAUGCAGUUGAUGUCUACCACACAUACUUUGGUGUAGCUGGACUUUCACUUCUUGAAUAUCCAGGAUUGAAAGCCAUAGAUCCAGCCUAUGCUUUGCCGGUUGAUGUUGUAAAUAGAAUUUUCUUGGGCAAAUAAUGAUCCUGAAGAACAACUUAUGAUUCUAAUUAUAACUGAACUCAUUGUUUUCUCUUUUAUAGGAAAUAAAGAAAAUAAUAUAUCUUUAUAUUGAAGUAGAAAUAUAUUGUUAAAGGGAUAAUGCUUUGGACAUUGUUUUGAAUCAAAUGCAGUCUCGUGAUCGUGAUCAUUUGAAUAUGCCAGCUGAUGAAAGAGAAAAGAGACACCAGCAUAAUUUCAUGCAUGUAACAACUCAUACAUCUCAAGAAUGGGCUGCAACCUUUGUUAGUGAACUUAAUGAUACUAUUGUGGAAGCUCAACUGAGGACUAGGCAAGUUCCACCUCUACUUCCUAUGAAAGAAGCCGUUGAUCACUAUUUGGAAUCCAAUAAUAGAUGAUUCUUAGUUUAUUUACAUUAAUUUACUAAGGAAUGGAAUGAACUUUAUGAAGUUUUUUUUAUUUUGGUAGGGGUAACUUUAAAAUGAUAACUUUAUGACUUAUUUUAGUAUUGAACAUUAUACAGAAUUUUAGCAUUAAACAUUUUAUUA
Molecule: messenger RNA, 1788 nt
Organism: Humulus lupulus (European hop)
Lineage: Eukaryota; Viridiplantae; Streptophyta; Magnoliopsida; Rosales; Cannabaceae
Product: 26S proteasome non-ATPase regulatory subunit 2 homolog A-like
Exons: 12
Coding region: 388-984 (198 amino acids)
Biological process (GO): proteasome-mediated ubiquitin-dependent protein catabolic process
Cellular component (GO): nucleus; proteasome storage granule; proteasome regulatory particle, base subcomplex
Source: RefSeq, a predicted model, not a curated record